Messenger RNA from Procambarus clarkii (red swamp crayfish), 1618 nucleotides. The record is from RefSeq and is a predicted model, not a curated record. Lineage: Eukaryota; Metazoa; Arthropoda; Malacostraca; Decapoda; Cambaridae.
UCUUGUAUUCACCUAGUUGUAUUCACCUAGUUGUGCUUGCGGGGGUUGAGCUCAACAGAAGGCGUUAUGGCGCUUCCAAGCUACUAGGUGAGGUGAAUGACGUCACAGGUAGUUGACCCAUCAGGCCAAGCUAGUCAAGAGGCGCGGCGGGCAGUGUGGCGCGGGCCGGCGUGGGGAGAGGUGCUGCUCAGCGCCCGCCUCAUUGGUUUUACUAAAUUAGUCACCUGGACAGUCCUGUGCAUGAGGUUACCUGCGCCAGGCUUACAGGUAUGUACGAGGGUGCAUCAGUACAACGGCACUGCAGCUAUGGUUAACCAUAUACAAGAAAUUUGUCUUGUACAACGGCACUGCAGGUGUGUUGGAGCUGCAGGUGUGUGCAAGGACACUUCAGGUGUGUAUGAGGGAGCUACAGGUAAUGUCCACCGUGCCCUCCACAUGGUCACUGCUGUUAAAACCACUUGGGUCGCAACACGUGGGGAGCUCAGGUUACAAUACAUGAACACAUUGCAGGUAUGAUAUGCAUACAGGUGUGUGAGGAAACUACAGGUAUGUGCGAGGGUGCUACAGGUGUGUGAGGGAGCUCGGGUUACAAUGCAGGAACACAUUGCAGGUAUGAUAAGUAUACAAAUGAUGUAGGUUUUAAAUCAUUGAGGACAACAUUGGUUUUAUUAACAUAAAUUCAGAUGUUUCUUAUAAUAGGGCAUUAGACAUCAGCAAAAGAACUCUGGGAGAUUUUACUAGUCAUGUAUUAAUGAUGAAGAUGCUGUUGAUAAUGUUCAAAGACUGACAACAACAGUAGUAUCUACUGAAAAUGUUUAAAAUAUUAAACUAAAUAUUUUCACAAGCAUAGUGAAGGUCAAGCGGACAUAAUAUUCAAUUAAUAAUAUUCUCUGAAGUGACUGGUGGUGUUAUACGAUUCGUUUUUAAAGCCGUGUGUAUACUAUUCCAGUAUGUUUGAAUCUCGUAAUCAUGGAAUAAUUUUGAUAGAGCAUGAACAAAUCGGGAACAAGAAUAAAAACGUAAGAACAUGGGGAUGAAGGAAACUGCAGAAAUCCAUACGAAGUCCACACCCCAUUGGUCCAUACGAAGCAGCUCCUAUUUAUAUCCACCCAAACUCAAGAGUUCCUAUGUCUUGUGUUACCCAGUAAUUUGUUCUAAAAGUCAACAACGCUGUUACCAAACUAGUAUUUACCCAGGUCUUUCCUAAAUCUAAACUUGUUCAAUUUAUAUCUAUUAUUUCGCGUUCUAUUCAGUGAAACAUAUAAUACCUUAUUAAUAUCUCCCUUAUUAUGCCUAUUCGUCCACUAGUACACUACAAUCAAUUCCUCACACGGAAGGUGUUAUGGCCUUACUUGGCCAGUAACCGGGUUCUUUAUCUCAAUCACUGUAACAAGAGAGCAGUACAUAGUAGUACAUCAUGAACAUCAUAACAGCAUGAACAAGCCACGUGGAGCAUGAACAACCGACAGGCGCGGCGCCAGUCAGGUGGCAGCAGACAAUGAAAAAAGUUACACCUCUGUACAAGUUAACCAUGGGGACAGGUCAACCGUCACCGAGUCACGAGGUCAGAGUUGAUGCCGUCAUGAUAAUCUACAGGGAUUAACUCCUCCACAUCAAA